Molecule: messenger RNA, 1743 nt
Organism: Cricetulus griseus (Chinese hamster)
Lineage: Eukaryota; Metazoa; Chordata; Mammalia; Rodentia; Cricetidae
Source: RefSeq, a predicted model, not a curated record
AUGGCAUCUACCUUGAAGCAUGGCUAUUAUGCAGGUUUUAGAACGCUGCCUGGCACGAAGGCCUGGGCGGUCGGUGAGUGGCGGCAGGAGGAGGGGCUGAGGAAGGGCGCGGUCACUGUCUGGGUCGCCGUCCAGACCAGCCAGGGAGCCACAGUGGAUCGCACACCUUACCGCAGCUUCUACCCCGGUUUCGCAGCCCUCGCGCCUAAGGGUUGCUGUGAUUUCAGCUUGAGGAAAAAGGUGAACUAUCAUGACAUCUAUCUGGAACACAAGAAGCCGGAUGCCACAGAUGAGCACUGGGACUGGAGAGAUGACUCAGCAGUUAAGAGCACUUGCUGCUCUUCCAGAGGACCCGGAAGUGUUCUGCUGUGCACCACUAACAACGUUGGACCUCGAGGAACCAUAAGAGAUUAUCCGGGUUUCAGCCCAUCAGUGGAUGCCGAAGCUAUCCGGAAAGCCAUCAGAGGAAUUGGAACUGAUGAGAAAACCCUCAUCAGCAUUCUGACGGAGCGGUCAAAUGCACAGCGGCAGCUGAUUGUCCAGGAAUAUCAAGCCAAGUAUGAACAGGAGCUGAAAGACGACUUGAAGGGUGAUCUCUCUGGCCACUUUGAGCAUAUCAUGGUGGCUCUUGUGACUGCACCAGCCCUGUUUGAUGCAAAGCAACUAAAGAAGUCUAUGAAGGGCACUGGGACGGACGAAGAUGCCUUGAUUGAAAUCUUAACCACCAGGACAAGCAGGCAGAUGAAGGAGAUCACGCAGGCCUAUUAUACAGCGUAUAAGAAGAGUCUGGGAGAUGACAUUAGUUCGGAAACAUCUGGUGACUUCCGGAAAGCUCUGCUGACUCUGGCAGAUGGUAGAAGAGAUGAAAGUCUAAAAGUGGAUGAACAUCUGGCCAAAAAAGAUGCACAGAUCCUCUAUAAUGCUGGUGAGAACAAAUGGGGCACGGAUGAAGACAAAUUCACCGAGGUCCUGUGUCUGCGGAGCUUCCCUCAGCUGAGACUAACAUUUGAUGAGUACAGAAAUAUUAGCCAGAAGGACAUUGAGGACAGCAUUAAAGGAGAGUUAUCUGGGCACUUUGAAGACCUGCUGCUGGCUAUAGUUCAUUGUACGAGGAACACCCCAGCUUUUUUAGCGGCAAGACUUCACCAAGCUUUGAAGGGUGCUGGAACAGAUGAAUUCACUCUCAACAGAAUAAUGGUUUCCAGAUCAGAGACUGACCUCCUGGACAUCCGGCAUGAGUUCAAGAAGCAUUAUGGCUACUCUCUGCACUCAGCCAUUCAGUCAGAUACUUCUGGAGAUUACAGACUCGUGCUCUUGAAGAUCUGUGGAGGAGAUGACUGAAGAAGAUGCUCUCAAAGGCUACUGCCCUGACGACAGGUCUCGGCAACAGCAAAAGCUCUGCUUACAGCUUUCCUACAGUGUCCCAAAGUGCAGACAAAUGCAAGACCGCAACCUGUCUGCCUGCUAAGAAUUGUCAUUGUUCAGUGCAAGGGCAAAAGCAAACAUGAUUUUAUAGUAGAGCAUCUCAUUCAUAAUGUAGAGGUUUAUAAGGGAAAUUCAAUCUACACUUAAAGACCUACUGAUCAUUUCCUACUUUGCUUAGGAAGUUGGAAUGAGUGUAGUCUAUAUCAGGAUACUAAAAAUGGUUGCUAUAAUUUGUGUGAUUGCUUUCAGCAUCUGCCAAUACUGUGUGUUGCCUGGCGCCGACAACUAUCUUAAAAUACAUUUGUUGUAAAUGCUGUU